AUGCCCGAGAUUGGAGGCAGUUGCAUUCUCUGGCACCAACCAACUUCAAAACAUGCAAUCAAACCUCCUACCACUAAACAGAUAUCAGGCCAGGCGGGAUUGCUGUGCAACUUGUCUUACUGGAAGAGGCGUACGAAGAAGAAGAAGGCUUUUCUGAGGACUCCUCGUGUGGUCUUGAGCCACGCCAAGGCCACUGUGUUGAGUCGACCCGUUCACAACUCACCAAAGCUUCAUAUCCUUCGUAAGGGAGGUGUGCGUAGAUGGGCAGGUCCCGUCUUGACCAAGUUCAAAUCAAUUAAUCUAGAUAUGUUCGGUGAACGCAAUACCUGUCUCCUUACCAUCAAAGCAGAUUCAAGCAAUAAGCAGUGCAUGCUGCUGCACCCCUAA
Molecule: messenger RNA, 387 nt
Organism: Mesocestoides corti
Lineage: Eukaryota; Metazoa; Platyhelminthes; Cestoda; Cyclophyllidea; Mesocestoididae
Source: the annotation of a GenBank genome assembly